This is a messenger RNA of Trypanosoma conorhini, 1221 nucleotides long. Its product is annotated as mitochondrial editosome-like complex associated TUTase. Gene Ontology annotation, molecular function: nucleotidyltransferase activity. The record is from RefSeq and is a predicted model, not a curated record. The transcript has a single exon. The coding region runs from base 1 to 1221 and encodes 406 amino acids. NCBI's taxonomy places the organism in Eukaryota, Euglenozoa, Kinetoplastea, Trypanosomatida, Trypanosomatidae. Gene Ontology annotation, biological process: RNA 3'-end processing.
AUGAAUGCGGCGCGGCGAAAGUUCAUCAAGGACAUGAUGGCGCACUACCGCGCCUCCCAGCCGCCGGCGGAUCACGAGACGAUCCUGAGGGACUUGCAGGAGCGGGUGUUGGAUAUCGGCUUGCGCUCCGUCAACAAGGCGCACGUGGAGCUCUUUGGCUCGCACGUCAGCGGUUUCUGCAAGCCGACAUCCGACGUCGAUCUCUCCCUAACGUACCGCAACUUCUCGCCCUGGCUGCAGGGGAUGGAGCGCGUGGAUGAACAAAAUAACAAGCGCCUGAUGCGCUUCUCCAAGGAGGCUGCGGAAAUGGGGAUGGAGGACGUCCGCUACAUCCGGGCGCGCAUUCCCGUGGUGCAGUUCGUCGACAGCCUCUCGGGGCUUCACUGCGACGUCAGCAUCGGGAACGUGGGCGGGGUGGAGAACUCCAAAAUUCUUGCCGCGAUACGCGAGGUGUUCCCGGACUUCUACCGCGCCUACGUUCACCUCGUGAAGGAGUGGGGCAAGGCACGGGAGGUGAUUGCGCCGGAGCGAUCCACCUUCAACAGCUUCACCGUGACGACCAUGGCGCUCAUGGUGCUGCAGGAGCUUGGUCUGCUGCCCGUCUUCGCAAAGCCGACCGGCGACUUUGGGGAGUUGACCCUCCCCGACGUCCAGCUCCAGUUGGAGGGCUUUCGGCUGCCGUCCAUCUACGACUCGCUGCACGGGGAUGAUGAGAAGCUGGGCGAGGCGGUUUUUUUCUGCCUGCAGCGCUUUGCCGAGUACUACUCGAAGUACGACUUCCGCGCCGGCACGGUGAGUUUAAUUCACCCGCGCCGGCACCGCAGCGUGUAUGAGAAGGUGGCCAAGCAGUACCUGGAGCGCCUGGGGGCGAGGAAGCGGCAGGAGUGGGAGAGGCACCUUGCCGAGCACAAGGAGGAUGGCGCCUUUGACGAAAAUGACUUCUCCGCGGCGAUGCAAAAUGAGACGACGCAGCGCCCCAGCACCUCGCCAUAUGUAGUGGAGGACUUUGUGAAUUACGUGAACUGCGGCCGCCGCGUGCAGGCAACACGCGUGCGACACGUGCAGCAGGAGUUUAACCGCCUGCACGAGAUGCUGGUGAAGAACGAGGCAGGCCUUGAUUUUGAGGAGGUCUUCCGUGAGAGCGACGUUGUGCCACGCUUCCACGGCUUUGAGGGCGUCGGUGCAAGGGACCCGCGCGUAAAAACGUUUCGCGCGCGUUAG